CCCCCAAGGAAAGAUAUUACCAACAUUCACGUACGGUUACUCCUGCUAGAGGAGAGUAUUGGGAUCGUCUGCGCUCAGCUGUUCCUCGAUCUCCACGGACACUCGCAGAAGAUGAAUGUUUCCUUCUAUGGUUGUGGUGUGUCCAACAUCGCGUGCGCUGUCUAUCCUAAACUGGCGUCCAAGGCUACUGAGGAUGUCUCCUUUGAGUCGUCGCGAUGGAAGUUCGCGAAAGCCCAGUUGAAAACGGCGCGGUCUGUCGCCUACCGCCGAUUCGGCGUCAUAAACAGCUAUACUGUCGAAUGCAGCUUCUACGGCUCGGACUGUGCCUCUCCGCCCUACGUGGCAGAGUUUGAUCAGACGCGCCUUGCCAGCAUCGGAGCAGCCCUAGGGCGAGCGAUGGCUGCAUACUUCCAAGUACCC
Molecule: messenger RNA, 420 nt
Organism: Perkinsus marinus ATCC 50983
Lineage: Eukaryota; Perkinsozoa; Perkinsida; Perkinsidae
Exons: 1
Biological process (GO): protein side chain deglutamylation
Source: RefSeq, a predicted model, not a curated record